CCAGAAGGAAGCGAGCUCUGAUUCUGAUGUGCUCACUUCACUGUUCACUCACGCAGUGACGAUAAGCAGCGCUGCGCAGCGGACGAGGAUGCUCUGUUCUCCCCCGCGUACACCCUCCUGUCUCAGGCUUUCCACGAUCAACAUGGAAGGGCUUAAUUAAUGCCCCUGCCCUCAAGCUAAUGAAUUUUAACUCGCAGUUUGAGACUGGACUUGCGUUAAAGCACUGGACUUUCCCUACCGAGUGGAUAACGCUGAGGUAUCUGCCAAAUAAUAAGUCUUCAGAGAAGAGGCAAAUUAUGCAAGCAGCACCAGAGUCCCUCCCUCUGGUGACGUGCCAGCCCAUUGGUCAGACCGCCCUGUGCCCCUCCUCUAGCCCCGCCCUCUCUACUGGCAGAUCCAUGCUGCUGGACACGCCCCACAGAGCCACGCCCACACCAUGAGUGCCAACGGGCCAGCCAACGCCCCUGCGGCCCCGGCUGCAACCCCAGUUGCCCCGCCGGUGCCCAGUCCGGUAGCCGCCCCUCCGGCUGCCCCGGUCCCAGUGCCGACCGUCCCGGUGGGCACAUUGGCACAGAAGAAGCGGGCGCAGUACGCCAAAAGCAAGAAGCAGGGGAGCAACGCCAACACCAGGCCAGCCAGGGCCCUGUUCUGCCUCAAACUCAACAAUCCCAUACGAAGAGCCUGCAUCAGCCUGGUAGAGUGGAAGCCAUUUGAUAUCUUUAUAUUAAUAGCUAUUUUUGCCAACUGUAUGGCCUUAGCUGUGUACAUCCCCUUCCCUCAGGAUGACUCCAACUCCACCAACCAUGACCUGGAAACGGUAGAACAUGUCUUCCUCGUCAUUUUCACUAUCGAAACCUUUCUGAAGAUUAUCGCCUACGGUUUAGUGGCACACCAGAACGCGUAUGUCAGAAACGGAUGGAACAUGCUGGAUUUUGUCAUCGUCGUCGUCGGGCUGUUCAGUGUUGUCCUGGAGCUUUUGACCAAAGACUCUGUUGAGACGAAGGAGGAAGCGGAGGCGGGCGCGGCGGCGGCGGCGGCAGCGGCAGCGCUCCACCCCUCCGCCCACGGCCACGGGGGAAAGUCGGGCGGCUUCGACGUCAAAGCCCUCCGGGCCUUCCGUGUGCUGCGACCCCUACGCCUGGUCUCAGGAGUGCCCAGUUUACAGGUGGUGUUGAACUCCAUUAUUAAAGCCAUGGUCCCUCUCCUCCACAUCGCCCUGCUGGUCCUGUUUGUCAUCAUCAUCUACGCCAUCAUCGGCCUUGAGCUCUUCAUUGGCAAAAUGCACGCUACCUGCUUCUUCCCCAGCACAGGCAUGAUAGCGGAGGACGAGCCGGCUCCAUGUGCGAUCUCAGGGCACGGGCGCCAGUGUCCCAUCAAUGGCACCGAGUGCAGGGAGGGCUGGCACGGCCCCAACGACGGCAUCACCAACUUUGACAACUUCCUGUUUGCCAUGCUGACCGUGUUCCAGUGUAUCACCAUGGAAGGCUGGACGGACGUGCUCUACUGGAUGAACGAUGCUAUGGGUCUAGAGCUUCCAUGGGUCUACUUUGUAUCUCUGGUCAUCUUCGGCUCCUUCUUUGUUCUGAACCUGGUUCUGGGAGUGUUGAGCGGAGAGUUCUCCAAGGAGAGAGAGAAGGCCAAGGCUCGUGGAGACUUUCAGAAACUGAGAGAGAAGCAACAGCUGGAGGAGGACCUCAAGGGCUACCUGGACUGGAUCACUCAGGCCGAGGACAUCGAUCCGGAGAACGAGGACGAGGAGGGCUAUGAGGAGGGCAAACGCAAGCUGUCUACUACAGUCCACCCUACUGGUGUCAGUGUCAGUCGUGCUGGUGUUGUCAGGGUGACUCUGGCUGACCUCACAGAGAAGAAGAAAGGAAGCAGGUUUGGGUGGUUCAGCCAGUCCUCCGACACUCAUGUGAGUAUACCAGCCAGUGAGACAGAGUCGGUGAACACAGAGAACGUGGCCGAGGAUGAGGCGAAGACACCGUGCUGCGGACCUUUUUGUCAAAAAAUUUCAAAAUCAAAGUUCAGUCGGCGCUGGCGUCGCUGGAACAGGUUCUGCCGCAGAAAGUGCCGGGUGGCGGUGAAAUCGGUGCCUUUCUAUUGGCUGGUGAUCAUCCUGGUGUUUCUCAACACGCUCACAAUCUCCUCCGAGCACUACAACCAGCCUGACUGGCUCACACAAGUACAGGACGUGGCAAACAAGGUUCUGCUGGGCAUGUUUACGUGUGAGAUGAUGACCAAGAUGUACAGUCUGGGCCUGCAGGCCUACUUUGUGUCCCUGUUCAACCGAUUCGACUGCUUCGUGGUGUGUGGAGGCAUCACCGAGACCAUCCUGGUGGAGCUGGCCAUCAUGUCUCCUCUGGGCAUCUCCGUGUUCCGCUGUGUCCGCUUGCUCAGGAUCUUCAAGGUCACACGGUGAGGCCACUGCCAUGUGGAGUAGGGUGAAGUUGUCCCUAGGCGCUGAUCUUGGGUCAGCUUUGCUCACCCGCUAAUGGUUAAGUUAAGGAUUGGAGGAGGGGAAGCUGAUCAUAGAUCUGUACCUAGGGGAAACUUCACCCCGGAUCAAUGCUUUCAUCACAUGCUUCGUAAACAACCGGUGUAGACUAACAGUGAAAUGCUUACUUACGAGUCCUUUUCCAACAAUGCAGAAUAAAGAGAAAGAGAAAAUAAACAUAUAAAUAGUGACACAUGGAAUAAAUAUCAAUCAAUCAAAUGUAUUUAAAAAGCCCUUCUUACAUCAGCUGAUGUCAUAAAGUGCUGUACAGAAACCCAGCCUAAAACCCCAAACAGCAAGCAAUGCAGGUGUAGAAGCACGGUGGCUAGGAAAAACUCCCUAGAAAGGCCAGAUCCUAGGAAGAAACCUAGAGAGGAAACAGGCUAUGAGGGGUGGCCAGUCCUCUUCUGGCUGUGCCGGGUGGAGAUUAUAACAGAACAUGGGCCAAGAUGUUCAAAUGUUCAUAGAUGACCAGCAGGGUCAAAUAAUAGUAAUCACAGUGGUUGUCGAGGGUGCAACAGGUAAGCACCUCAGUAGAGUAAAUGUCAGUUGGCUUUUCAUAGCCGAUCAUUCAGAGUAUCUCUACCGCUCCUGCGGUCUCUAGAGAGUUGAAAACAACAGGUCUGGGACUGGUAGCACAUCCAGGGAACAGGUCAGGGUUCCAUAGCCGCAGGCAGAACAGUUGAAACUGGAGCAGCAGCACGGCCAGGUGGACUGGGGACAGCAAGGAGUCAUCAGGCCAGGUAGUCCUGAGGCAUGGUCCUAGGGCUCAGGUCCUCUGAGAGAG
Salvelinus fontinalis (brook trout) is the source of this 3284-nucleotide messenger RNA. RefSeq names its product voltage-dependent L-type calcium channel subunit alpha-1D-like. The coding region runs from base 437 to 2422 and encodes 661 amino acids. The record is from RefSeq and is a predicted model, not a curated record. NCBI's taxonomy places the organism in Eukaryota, Metazoa, Chordata, Actinopteri, Salmoniformes, Salmonidae. Gene Ontology annotation, cellular component: membrane; voltage-gated calcium channel complex. The transcript has 15 exons. Gene Ontology annotation, molecular function: high voltage-gated calcium channel activity. Gene Ontology annotation, biological process: calcium ion import across plasma membrane.